This is a messenger RNA of Gadus chalcogrammus (walleye pollock), 635 nucleotides long. Its product is annotated as src kinase-associated phosphoprotein 2-like. The record is from RefSeq and is a predicted model, not a curated record. Lineage: Eukaryota; Metazoa; Chordata; Actinopteri; Gadiformes; Gadidae. The coding region runs from base 1 to 309 and encodes 102 amino acids. The transcript has 4 exons. Gene Ontology annotation, molecular function: protein binding. Gene Ontology annotation, cellular component: cytoplasm; plasma membrane.
AUGGAGUACCUACCUACCCUGAAUGAAGCAUGCAGGGAGCUCCGUGAGGAGGAUUUGCCUUCUCUUCCAAAGCCUCCUCCAAAGCCUGCUCCUCCUGUUCCAGUUGAUAAGAGCACCGACUACCCCAACUUCUACCAGAGUAAGUGGGACUGCACAGGAGACAUAUCGGAUGAGUUGUCCUUCAGGCGUGGUGAUGCCAUUUAUAUCCUGAGUAAGGAAUAUCAGAACUUUGGUUGGUGGGUCGGGGAGCUUCAAGGCAGUGUUGGCAUCGUCCCCAAGGACUUCCUCAUGCAGCUUUAUGAAGUUUAACACGUGGAGGACGGCCUGAAGAAAGGAAUUGCAAAUCCUUUGGAGAAAUGUACUGAAAUUGCUCAUUACCUUGUUUCUUUUGCAGUUGGUGAGGCUGAAUCAAGUGAAAAUAUUUUUCUUAUUUUAUCACAUUUCAUUUUGCACUGUUUUGACCGCACAUUCCCUUUUCUGAUCCAUGCAAACUGUGACUUGUAACUCGUAAACAUAUGUACAAUAUGCUUUGUGGCUUUUGUAUUAAAGAAAAGCAAUUCAAUAAAGAUGUAAGGAAGGCUCAUGCACAUUUCUUAAAUCGAAUGCAAGGUCGGCAACCAGAUAGCAGAGGGCUG